Messenger RNA from Cuscuta europaea, 2877 nucleotides. The record is from the annotation of a GenBank genome assembly. Lineage: Eukaryota; Viridiplantae; Streptophyta; Magnoliopsida; Solanales; Convolvulaceae.
AAAAAAACAAAAAAAAGGAAACCUACGAAAAGGUUCACUUCAUCUCAGCUAGUCAGCUAUUGCCAAUAUAAUUCUCGCCGCGCGCUCACCCUCCGAGCCAACCUCAGCGUCUCUUUGAUCAAAUGCCUGGCGCUUCUACUUCCGGUGGCCGCACAAACAUCCGAGUGGUGGUCGUCGGCGACCGCGCAACCGGCAAGUCCAGUCUCAUCGCGGCGGCCGCGUCCGAAUCCUUCCCGGAAGAUGUUCCGCCAGUCCUUCCUCCCACUCGCCUACCGGCAGAUCUCUAUCCUGAGAACGUUCCCGUUACAAUCAUUGAUACAUCAUCCAGUUUGGAGAGCAGGGGCAGGCUCGCUGAAGAAUUGAAGCGAGCGGAUUCAGUUGUACUAACCUAUGCGUGUGAUCAACCUUCCACCUUGAAUCGCUUAAGCACUUUCUGGCUUCACGAAUUUCGUCGUCUGGAGAUCAAAGCACCUGUUGUUAUUGUUGGAUGCAAGCUAGAUAAGCGAGAUGAGGAGCAUCAUAUGAAUCUAGAGCAGGUCAUGGCGCCUAUCAUGAAGCAGUUUCGGGAAAUUGAGACUUGUAUAGAAUGUUCUGCAGCUAAUUUGGUUCAGGUACCUGAAGUAAUCUAUUAUGCACAAAAAGCAGUACUUCAUCCAACAGCUCCUCUAUUUGAUCAUGAAGCACAGACUCUUAAACCUCGUUGUGUUAGGGCCUUAAAAAGGAUAUUUAGCCUUUGUGAUCAUGAUGAGGAUGGUGCUCUCAAUGAUGAAGAGCUGAAUGAGUUUCAGGUCAAAUGUUUCAAUGCAGCGCUCCAGCCAGCCGAAAUAGUAGGAGUUAAACGGGUAGUACAGGAGAAGCUACCAGCAGGUGUCAACGAUCUUGGACUUACUUUAACAGGGUUUCUUUUUCUUCAUGCUCUCUUUAUAGAAAAAGGUCGGCUUGAGACAACUUGGACAGUCUUAAGGAAAUUUGGGUAUAAUGAUGAAAUUAAACUGAGGGGUGAUUACUUGACUAUUCCAUUUAAAAAAGCCUCAGAUCAGAGCAUUGAAUUGACUAGUGAAGCUGUUGAGUUCUUGAAGGGAAUAUUUAGUACAUUUGAUGAUGAUAAAGAUGACGUGCUUAGAAAUUCUGAGAUUGAUGAUCUGUUUUCUACAGCACCAGAAAGUCCUUGGGAAGAAGCUCCCUACAAUGAGGCAGUUGAAAGAACUAUAUUGGGGGGCUUAUCACUUUCUGCAUUCUUGUCUGAGUGGGCGCUUAUGACAUCACUGGACCCAUCACAAAGUUUGGCCAACCUAACAUAUAUUGGGUAUAACUGUGAUGCAGCAUCUGCACUACGUGUUACUAGGCGGAGAUCGGUUGACUGUAAGAAGCAACAAUCAGAUAGGAAUGUUUACCAGUGCUUUGUUUUCGGACCUAAGCAAGCUGGAAAGUCCUCUUUAUUGAAAUCAUUUUUAGGAAGGCCCUUCUCUGAUGAGUAUGUACCUACAACUGAAGAGCGGUUUGUUGUCAAUGCUGUUGACUGUCCCGGGGGAAUUAAAAAAACCCUUAUACUUCGAGAGAUUCCAGAAGAUGGAAUAAAAAAAAUGUUAUCUACUAAGGAGUCUUUGGCAGCUUGUGACAUAGCAGUGUUUGUAUAUGAUAGCUCAGAUGAAUAUUCUCUAAAAAGAAGCUCUGAAUUGCUCAUGGAUGUAGCGAGGCAAGGGGAAGUUAGUGGCUUCAGUGUGCCAUGUCUUUUCAUUGCUGCAAAAGAUGACUUGGAUUCUUAUCCAAUGGCAAUAAAAGAUUCUGCAAAGAUAUGCCAAAAUUUUGGUAUUGAUUCGCCUAUUCAUCUGAGCGUGAAGGAGAGGGACCUGAAUAGUGUUUUCAGUCGAAUUGUAAAUGCAGCCGAACAUCCUCAUUCAAGUGUUCCUGAAACUGAAGUUGGACGCAACCAGAAACGAUACCGACAGCUUGUCAACCGCUCUCUAAUGUUUGCCUCAGUUGCGGCUGGUGUAGGUAUAGUUGGAUUGGCUGCAUAUCGCUCUUAUGCUGCAAGGAAGAACACCUAAGACACCAUUUUAUCAAUUUGUUAUCUGCUGGUCAUCAACAGAACAAGUCAAUAAUGUUGGUGCUAGUAGAAUUCUUACUCUUCAAUUGGUAAUUUGGUAAUCUUCUACGCAAUUCUCUGUUGUAAAUAAUUAUAGAUGUAAUACCAAUUUUGUAUUGUACAAUGUUAUUGUUUGAGUUUUCCAUCAUUUGCAAUGGAGUCAAAGAUUCACUAUUUUUUGACUUGAGAAUAUGAUGGACUAAAGCAAAAUGGCUCACUAAACUGUCUGCGCUUCUUUAUUCUUUAUUGUGAAGCAACCGUGAGUCCAUGUAUUUUUCAACGCGAUUUUCACUGUGGGUCAUUCGGAAACAAUCUCUCUGUGCUUUAUUACAGGAGUAAGACUGCGUACAUCCGACCCCCUUACCUCACUGUAGGUGGGAUCCUUUGCGGCACUGGGGUAAUAAUGAUGAAUGCUGAUGAAAAUGUUAUUGUUUGAGUUUUUAUUUACAUUUGAUACUUACCCCCCAUCUCUUUGGACUUUGCAAACUUUUGUUUUUUUAUUUGUCCAAAAUUGUCACUUUUCCUUUAAUUUGUGAUUUUGCUUAUUUCUCUCCUCUUCAUACUUCCCAAUCAUACAAUUUUUACCUUUCUUUUUCACACCUAGCACAAACUUGGUAAGGUCUUAUGAGAGGGAGGUAAUACUUUUUUCCAGUUGCUUUGCACUAGCAACUCUGUCCCCACUUUCGUAGAGAACAUUUUGGUUCCACAAGGAAUAAUUUGAACUGAAUGUUUAUGAUGAGAUGUGAAUCUUUCUGGUAUUAUUUGAAUCAAUAUGAAUUAUUUUGAUCCGC